Messenger RNA from Scheffersomyces stipitis CBS 6054, 1902 nucleotides. RefSeq names its product rRNA-processing protein (gene MPP10). NCBI's taxonomy places the organism in Eukaryota, Fungi, Ascomycota, Pichiomycetes, Serinales, Debaryomycetaceae. The record is from RefSeq and is a predicted model, not a curated record. The transcript is spliced from 3 exons. Bases 1 to 1794 code for a protein of 597 amino acids. Gene Ontology annotation, cellular component: nucleus; Mpp10 complex; small-subunit processome. Gene Ontology annotation, biological process: rRNA processing.
AUGUCUCAAGAUUUGUUGGAGACGUUGAGGAAUAAUCCUCAGGAAAUCUUCGAGCUCUACAAGCCCAAAGAGUCUGAUGAGACCUCAUCGCAGAAUAUCUUCAACGAGAUGACCAAGACCUUCUUGGACCCGUUCACCAAAAAGUAUUCUGUUUUGGACGAAAUAUACGUUGAUGGUUUAGAUUCCAGUCAAGUUUUUGGCCAGACGAAAAUGGUUUUGGACGGGGUUGGAGAAACACUUCUUGCUUCUGUGAUUCCAGAGUUGAAGGAGAAGUAUGGAGUAGCACAGGAAAGCGAGCCAGAAGACGAGGAAGACUCUUCCAGCGAUGAAGAAGGAGAGUUUGAAGAAAAAGAAGAAGAAAAUGACGAACUUGAAGCUGAGCAGAGUCUUGAUGAAGAUCAAAAGGAUGAAGAUCAAGAAGAUGAAGAUCAAAAAGAUGAUGAAGAAGAAGAAGAGCAAGAUAUUCCUGUCAAGAAGGAUGUAUUUGGACUUAACGACGAGUUCUUCGACAUCGAUGAAUACAACAAACAAGUGAUGAAGUUAGAAGAAGCUGCCGAGAACGAUGACUACGACGAGAAGGAAGAAGAAAUCGACUAUUUUGCAGCUUUGAGUGAUGAAGAUGAGGAGGAAGAAGAGGAGGAAAUGGCAUACUAUGAUGACUUCUACGACAAACCCGGAAAGGAGGAGGAGGAGGAAGAAGAAGAAGGAGAUUUCAGUGAAGGAGAAAUAGACAACGCCAUGGGUUCGGCAAUGUUGGACCUAUUUGCUGACGAAGUCGAUAAUGAAGAGGUCUCUUCCAAGAAUGAGAAAACCAUGUCCUCUUUCGAGAAACAGCAGCAACAGAUUCAAGCAGAGAUAGCUAAAUUAGAGGCAGAACUUGUAGCAGAUAAGAAAUGGACUAUGAAGGGUGAAGUUGGCUCUAAAGACAGACCACAGGAUUCUCUUCUUGAUGAUCCAGAGUCUGCAAAUAUGGCUUUUGACAGAACGUCAAAGCCUGUACCUAUUGUUACACAAGAGAGCACAGAAGCAUUAGAAGAUUUGAUUAGACGCAGAAUCAGAGAAGAACAAUUCGACGAAGUUCCAAAGAGAUUAGUAGCCGAUGUGGCUAGAUUCCACAACAAGCAGAAAUUUGAAUUGUCUGAACAAAAAUCAAGUAAGUCAUUGUCUGAAAUGUAUGAAGAUCAGUACAAAAAUGUUGAUACAGAAAAAGAAGUCAGUGAAGAAAUCCAAAAGCAGCAUGACGAAAUAACAGAGCUAUUUACCAAGGUAAGCCACCGGCUAGACGCUCUUUGUUCGGCACAUUUCAUCCCCAAGCCUCAUCAAUUUAAAACUAUUGAAAUCAAGGUCAGUGACAAUGCCGCCUCAAUUAAUAUGGAAGACGCUCAACCAUUGCAUGUUUCGAGUGAAUCCACUUUGGCGCCUCAAGAAAUAUAUAAGAUUGGCGAUGACAAGCCUGUUGCGAACGGAGCUAAGGGUAGAUCUGAAGUCCAAUUAAAAUCUGGUUUGUCAUUCUCCAAGGAUGAGUUAUCUAGAGAAGACAAGCAGAGAUUGAGAAGAGCCAACAAAAGAAAGAGAGCUAAGGAGUUCAACCAAAGAAAGGAAUUACAAGAACAGAAACAGAAGCAAACCGGUGCUGCUCCAGCCAAUAAACGCCAAAAAGUGGGCGAGGUUAUCAAUACAUUAUCUAAGGCUAAGAAUAUCACUGUUAUUGGCAAGAAGGGAGAAAUGAGAGAUGUAAAGGGUAACGUGAAAAAGCUGCAAGGGGCACAAACUUCGAACAACUUUAAGUUGUAGAGAAAACAUGAAUAAUUUAAUGCAUAACUGGCAGCUGCCAGAUAUUUUAUAGCGUGUAUAAUAUUUGUAUUCAUACAAAACAACUAUAUUUGACAGAAGAAUUACUUU